Lytechinus pictus (painted urchin) is the source of this 1546-nucleotide messenger RNA. RefSeq names its product early endosome antigen 1-like. NCBI's taxonomy places the organism in Eukaryota, Metazoa, Echinodermata, Echinoidea, Temnopleuroida, Toxopneustidae. Bases 23 to 1546 code for a protein of 507 amino acids. The record is from RefSeq and is a predicted model, not a curated record. The transcript is spliced from 17 exons.
GACUGCGCCCCUGUCUAUGUAGAUGUAUGGGUCAUCUGAUGGAAUGGCAGCCUAUCGUUCUUUCCAAGAGGGUUAUGAUGGAGCUUUACCAAGUCCUCAGAAAAAAGGAGUCGAUCAUACAAGUCAAAGGCAUGGUUCAAGUACAUGCAGUGAAAGUGGCAAGCCUGUAUGGUACAGUAGGGCUUUAUCACCGUAUGAAGAGCAAAAUCCGAACCUGUCCACGUUUAGUUAUGGGAGCUUAGAAGCUUAUGGAGGCGAUGAGCUAAAUCAGUCAGCAAAUAUAUUUGAAGAACUGGAGGAGCUGCGUAGUGAGCGUCUGAAACUGAGCGAGACCAACGAGGCGUUGCACCGACGGUUGAAGACGACGGAGGAAUCCGAGACGGAACUUCUCAAGAAAGCGGAAGAUGCGAAGAAAACGAUCAGCAGCCUCCUUCUAAAGCAAACCGUGUUUAAAGAUCAGAUGCUUGAUCUACAGGACGAAGUGAGAAGAUUGGAAAACAAUUCUUUAUCAUUACAAAACCAAGUAGCAAGCCUGGAAGCAGAAAAGCAAGCGUUGAUGAAAACUGUGCGACAAAUGAAAAGUGAGGAUACGGAGAAGCUCUCAUUGAGGAAAACAAUUGCAUCACUGGAAGAUGAGUUGGAGAAAGCCCAAAUUGAAAUUGAAUCCAAGGAUAUAAAACUCAAUGAUGUCAUACAGCACAGAGAUGAGCUGAUUGAUAAAGUCAUAGAGGAAAACAAACAUUACAUUGAGCUUUACAAAAGUCACAAAGACCUUCAAUCAGCAUUUCAGGCAGUACAAAUUGAGAAAGGAGAUAUGGAGCAAUCUGAGGUCAAUGAUAGUCCCGGUCCAUCUCCGAUCUGUGGUCGCAUAAGUUUUGCGGGAGAGAUGAUGGAAGGCUUUCAAGCCGUAGUGGAGAGUAUGAGUGCUGAGAUGGAAAGUCUUGUGGCGAGUCAACAAAAUCAGACGGAUCAGGAGCAAAUAGAACAGAGUGUGAAGAAGCUGAAAUCUCAGCAUGAGAGCCUGAUCUGUAAAGUGAAAUGGAUCAUAGAAGCAAAGAAACAUUCAGACCAGAGGGCAGUGAGCAUGGGAGACAAAUUGAAGGUUCUGAGAGAGGCGAAUACUCGGCUGAAAACUCAAUUACAGAGUUUGAAAGAGGAUGUUACUCAGCUCUCGUCUGCCCCCGCCGUCGUGGAACAACCAAGAGAUGAUACAGAUCAUAGGCUGAGUCAAGCACAGAAUGAGCUGGAGCUGGCCAGAGCUGAGGUGGAGCUGAUGGAGUUCACAUCCGGGAGAGACAAACAGAGAAUUAUUGAUCUAGAGAGCAUGCUUUGUAUUCUACAGAAGGAACUUGAACAGAAGAGGCUAGAAUUGAUGUAUGAGACGACGGAUUCUGAAGAAGACCUUACUUAUCGAGAUAACACACAGCAUACAGGAAAGAAUACAAUAUCUGUUGGCAGUAUUGGAGGGCUCAUGGGAAAAGUUGGCAGUACUGUACCGCGAAGAACGAGAUGUUCGAAUUGCAAACGAGUAAGUAUUACAGUGUGA